Molecule: messenger RNA, 3269 nt
Organism: Cavia porcellus (domestic guinea pig)
Lineage: Eukaryota; Metazoa; Chordata; Mammalia; Rodentia; Caviidae
Gene: Vmo1
Product: vitelline membrane outer layer 1 homolog
Exons: 3
Coding region: 2609-3187 (192 amino acids)
Source: RefSeq, a predicted model, not a curated record
AUCACAAUGCUACACCAAUCAUGACAAAAUGGCAUUGAUAUCAAGAUGGACAAACCAAAGUACCAAUAAAAGUCCCAAAAUAAAUACCCACGUAAUAGACAUUUGAUUUCUGGCAAAGAUGCAAAAACAAUUAAGAUGCAAAAGCAAUUAAGUGGAUUGUACCCUCAAUAAAUGCACUGGAACAACUAGAAAUCCAUGUGUAAAAAAUCCAAACCUUAUAGCGCAUCAAAAAUUUAAGACAUCCAAAGGUCAACUCAGAAUGGGUCACAGGUGUGGCCUGAGUCGUAGCUUGGCUAACAUUAUUCUCUCCGGGACAAAAUACAUGUUUUUCCUUAUCACGCUAAUGAAACAAUGUGAUGAUUAUGCAGAUGUUUCUGUUUUAAGAUUGGGUUUGAGUCAUUAAAUUGCCUAGGCGAGGCUCAGAUUUGUAAUCUUUCCACCUUAGCCACCCAGAGUGUCCCAACUACAAACGCCCUGAUGUGGAUUACAGGUGUGUGCCAUGCCCAACUUCAAACACUCAUUUCUGAAGGCUCUAUCCUAUUCCCAGGGGACAAACCACAGGACACAGGACCUCUUGAUCAUGUACAAGAUGUGACUGAAAAAUAUUGGGAAUAUUUAAAUUUUAAAAAUUUAUUAUUGUAAAGCUGGGCAUGGUUGUAUUUUAUAAUCCCAGCACUUGGGAGGCUGAGGCAGGAGGAUCGUUGUGAGUUUGAGACCAGCCUGGGCUACAAAAUGAGCCCCAAACUAGCCUGAACUGCAUAGUGAGACCUUAUCUCAAAAAGGCAAAAAGCCAGACCAAAACCAAAACAACAGAAACACUAAAUGGGCUGGAAGAUAGAAUAAUUAGAACUUUUGAAGUUAUUGGUAUAGGCAAAGAUUUUUAUGAACAAAACCCCAGUCGCAAGGAACUAUCACAAAGAAUCAACAACCAGUAUAUCAUCUUUAAAAAGUCUUUUGCAUAGCAAAAGAAAUCAGCAACAGAGUGAAGAGACAACUCACAGAGACAGGGUCUUGCUAAUUGGCCCAGCUGGUAUUUGACUCCUCCAGCCUCUGCUUUUUGCUUGUCACUUUCUGAAGUAGCGCUUGGAAGUCCUCUUUUAUGUCUUUACUUACACUAUCAUGGAGCGUUGGGUGUCCUGCAUCCAUUACAAAUGUUUAUGUUUCAUGGCCAUUUUGACUCCAGGGAACAGCCAGAAGCCACGCAGUGCAGAUUGGCUGAAUAAGGUACUUGGUGCCACACAGCAAUGUUUUAUAAGCGUGCCUCUCUGUGGGGUGGGCCUCACUGGCAGCAUUCACUGGUCCUCCAGAACUACUUCAGACAAGGCAAGUGCUGGUGUGGUGUCUGGGAGUGUAGUCCCAGUGCUCAGAAGCCUGAGGCAGGAGGUUUGAGGUCAUCCUGGGCUACAUAGUAGGUUGAAGGUCAACCUAAUCUACAUAGUGAGCCCCGUCCCAAGAAAAUAAAUACAUAAAAAUUAAGGCAGGAAAUGUCAACAAUUAUGGAAUACAUAUAUUGAAGUAGCAGGAGAAUUUUGAGAAUUAAUGGUAGCUGUGUUUUCUUAUAGUACAUUUUAAAAAAUCACUGUAUAUUUAGAUCAUACCUGUGUGUUAGGCUUCAUGCUUUUACGUUCUGUGUUUUUAAUUUUGUAAACUCUAGAUUGGUUCCUCAACCAUUAGCCAUCUCAAUCUUUUUACUAUUUCUGAAUGCCAGGCCCUGUCCUAGGCCUCCAGAAUUUAAAAAUGUCUUCACAGAGCUCAAGAUCCGCUGGGAGAGAAUUUUCCAUCUGUCACCCCCACUGGAAUGUGAGCUCUGAUCAAGGAGGUUGCUGUGUGUUUUGUGUGCACUUACAGCACUUACAAUACUCCUUGGGGCAAAACGGUUAUUGCUCCUAGGUAUAUGUUGGGUAAAUAAAGGAAGGCCUGUCAGGGACAGGCAAUUCAGGUUUGGUGUCCUAAGAAAUCCAGCCAGGUUUUGCUUUUUGUUGUGUAAAUUAAGAGGCCACCUGCUGGUCACAGAAAGAAAAUCAUAGAAAGAUGGAAGGAUCUUGGAAGCAAUGGAAGAAACAAACUCCUUUAGAGUUUUCAUUUCCCUGUCUUAAACUAUCCUUAGAAUUAUCCUCACCUCUCUGGGUAUAUCUGAUGUUCCAGAUUCUCAAAGGGGCAGGGUCUUGUUCUCUAAGAAAACCUUUCCUGCAGUUGAUGGUUUUUUGCCACAUGCUCCCGCUAUGCUCUUUCACAUUCUGGAGGUCCCUGGGUGACCCCUGGAUUCCCAUGAGGUCCUUUGCUCCUCAGUCCUGGUCUCCAUUCCCAGGGCUGGAAUGUUUCUGUGUCACUACAAAAAAAGGGUAGGUAGUCCCCAUUUCCUAAAUUGUUGUGAGGCAUGUCUGCAAAGAAAAUGUCCAGCCGGUGGUCAUUUCAACCUCCUGCUUCCUGCCCUCCUUCCCCAUGGCCCGGAGCCUCUGCCCCCAGAGCUGGAAUCCAGCUGCCAGUUUACUGGGGCAGAUUAGUAUCAGAUGUCACUUAAUCUUGGCGGUCCUUCCUGAAUGGGAGCCCUGGUGGACACAGGGCUGGUAUAAAGGGCAUCAGCUUCCUGGUUCGCAGACAAGGCAGGAUGGAGCAGGGCACUGCAGCCACCCUGCUGCUGCUGCUGUGUGCAGGUUGCUGUAGACACUCACAGGCGGACCUCGUACCGGUCAUUGAAGUAACCAACGGGGGUCCCUGGGGCGACUGGGCCUGGCCUGAGAUGUGUCCUGAUGGCUACCUUGCCAGCGGCUUUUCACUCAAGGUGGAGCCGGUUCAAGGCAUUAGUGCUGAUGACACGGCUCUGAACGGGAUCCGGCUGCACUGCACUCGUGGGGCUGCCCAGCACGUUGUGGAAUCCAAGUCUGGAAGGUGGGGUGCGUGGAGUGAGCCAGUGUGGUGUCCCGACAGAGGCUUCCUAACGGCUUUCGCGCUUCGCGUGGAAGCAGCUGAGACCCCUGGGGACAACACCGCGGCGAACAACGUGCGCUUCCGCUGCUCGGACGGCUCGGAGUUGGAGGGGCCGGGGCUGAGCUGGGGGGAGUUCGGGGAGUGGAGCGACGCGUGCUCCAAAGGGGUGUGCGGCCUGCAGACCAAGAUCGAGGCGCCGAGAGGACUCGGAGAUGACACUGCACUAAACGACCUGCGACUGUUCUGCUGCCGCGCUUGAGGUUCUUGUCGCCCUCUGCCGGCAGGGAUGCGGUCCCCCCUGCAGUCCCACUUUCCACACUAGUAAAACUUCUCAGCCUUGA